AUGAGCGGGCACUACAACCUCAAGGCCCUCAUCAAGGGCAUCCGCUCGUGCAAGACACUUGCGGAUGAGCGUGCAGUGAUUCAAAAGGAGUCAGCCGCGAUCCGAACCGCCUUCAAGGAGGAGGACUCGUUUACGCGCCACAACAACAUUGCCAAGCUGCUGUACAUCCACAUGCUCGGCUACCCUGCGCACUUUGGACAGAUCGAUGACAUGAACCACUCCAACAUGUACGCCGUCGGUCUCGCUCUGUGCACCUUUGCCAACAUUGCCUCGGAGGAAAUGUCUCGCGACCUGUGUAACGAGAUUGAAAAGCUCCUGGGCAGCAGCAACUCGUACAUUCGCAAAAAGGCGGCGCUGUGUGCUCUUCGCAUCAUUCGCCGUGUGCCCGACCUCAUGGACCACUUUACCGACAAGACGCGUGCGCUCCUCCAGGAGAGGAAUCACGGUGUGCUGCUCGCCGGCAUCACCCUCGUCACUGAAAUGUGCGAGCUCGACGAGAGCAUGGCGGCCAACUUCCGCCCAGCCACGGGUCUGCUGGUCAAGCACCUCAAGUCGCUGGUCACCACUGGCUUCUCGCCCGAGCAUGACGUUCUCGGCAUCUCGGACCCGUUCCUCCAGGUCAAGGUCCUGCGCCUGCUCCGUAUCCUCGGCCGCGGCGACGUCGAGGCCAGCGAGGAGAUGAACGACAUUCUCGCCCAGGUCGCUACCAACACGGACUCGUCCAAGAAUGUCGGCAACUCGAUUCUCUACGAGACUGUCCUGACUGUCCUUGAAAUUGAGGCUGACAGCGGUCUCCGUGUCAUGGCCAUCAACAUUCUGGGCAAGUUCCUGACCAACCGCGACAACAACAUUCGUUACGUGGCCCUCCACACCCUCAACAAGGUUGUCGGCAUCGACACCAACGCCGUCCAGCGUCACCGCAACACCAUUCUGGACUGUCUCCGUGACGGGGACAUUUCCAUCCGUCGUCGCGCCCUCGAGCUGUCGUACGCCCUGAUCAACGAGAGCAACGUCCGCAUCAUGACUCGCGAGCUGCUCGCGUUCCUCGAGGUCGCCGACAACGAGUUCAAGACGGGUCUCACCACGCAGAUCUGGCUGGCGGCCGAGCGCUUUGCACCAAACAAACGCUGGCACAUUGACACUGCUCUCCGCGUGCUCAAGUCGGCAGGCAACUACGUCCGCGAGGAGAUUCUGGCGGCGUUUAUCCGUCUUGUGGCGCACACCCCAGAGCUGCAGUUUUAUACUGCCCAGCGUCUGUUCCAGGCUCUCUCGGCCGAUCUGUCGCAAGAGUCGCUCACCAUGGCGGCUGUCUGGAUCAUUGGCGAGUUUGGCGACGUUCUUCUCCAGGGCGGCACCGUCGACGACGGUGAAGAGGUCAAGCCUGUCACGGACGAGGCCAUCAUCGACUUGUUCGAGACUGUCCUCAACUCGCCAUACGCCGAUACCCUCACCCGCCAACUGGUGCUCACGGCCGCCACCAAGCUGUCCGCUCGCUUCACCGAGAUGCAGACCUCAGACAAUGCCGUCCAGCAGGGCCGCAUCGCCGAGCUCAUGGCAAACUACUCGGCCAACCUCGAGCUCGAGACCCAGCAGCGUGCCGUCGAGUUUGGCAACUUGCUCAUCCUUGGUGACGUCAAGGCCGGCAUCCUGGAGCGCAUGCCGCCACCCGAGAUUCGCGCCACUAUGAUGGGGACCAUCUCAGAGCGCCGUACGGUCGGCACAACGCGCCAGGACCGCGACACCACCGUCACCGACCUCAUCGGCGACGAGAUCAGUACCCCUACAACUCCUGUCAACGGCGCUCCCAGCCAGAGCGCACAGUCGACACAGGACCUGCUCGCGGACAUCUUUGGCACGUCCGACGCCAUGCCCGUGGCUGCUGCUGCUCCUGCCGCCGCCGCCGCUCCGCAGUCGGCCGCACAGGACAUCAUGUCGCUGUUCGACUCGUCUCCUGCUCCCACCUCAGCUCCUGCUGCUGCCUCGGCGUCGUCCUCCCUCUUUGACAUGGUCACCCCAGCCGCCGCCCCCGCGCAGCCGGCGCCUACACCGGCGGCUGCCGCUCCUGCUCCCCAAACACCCCAGCUGCAGACUUAUACCGCGUACGACAAGAACGGGCUCAAGAUCACCCUCACGCCAAGGGUGUCGGCGCAGCCUGGUGUCGUCCAGAUUCUCGCCCGGUUUACGUCGGCCAACCCCGUCACCGGUGUCAACUUCCAGGUUGCCGUGCCAAAGACACAGCAGCUCCAGAUGCAGGCCAUGUCCAAGACCGACGUCGGCCCCGGCGCCACCGAGACCCAGCAGAUGCGCAUCCUCGCGCCGGCCGGCGCAUCUAUUCGCCUCCGCCUGCGUAUCAGCUACAGCUUGGCAGGACAGCAGGUCACUGAUCAGCAGGACUUUGCGGGCUUCCCGGCCAACUUGACUAGUGGAGGCAAGUAG
This is a messenger RNA of Apiotrichum porosum, 2436 nucleotides long. It is a transcript of the gene APL4, whose product is annotated as clathrin associated protein complex large subunit. The transcript is spliced from 6 exons. Gene Ontology annotation, molecular function: clathrin-cargo adaptor activity. Gene Ontology annotation, cellular component: AP-1 adaptor complex; Golgi apparatus; membrane coat. Gene Ontology annotation, biological process: receptor-mediated endocytosis; intracellular protein transport; Golgi to vacuole transport. Bases 1 to 2436 code for a protein of 811 amino acids. Lineage: Eukaryota; Fungi; Basidiomycota; Tremellomycetes; Trichosporonales; Trichosporonaceae. The record is from RefSeq and is a predicted model, not a curated record.